GUUUUCCCAAAACAAGAUUGAAAAUUACGGUUUCCUGUCAAAACCGCAAAAUUAUGUUUUCCCAUCAAAAUUUUGAAAUUACAUUUUAAGUAUAUUUUGAAAUUACGUUUUCCAUAGAACACUUUUAUUACAGUAAACUAAAUUUUUGUCAAAAUCAUAUAAGUAUAUUUUUAAGAAACCCAUGGACACCCAUUGUUCAUUUGGUCUUUACCUAGUUGGACCAUGAACCAAUUGGUCUAUUGUCCAGUUAACUCAUUUAUUAAUUGGGUGUGUCCAUAACCCACCCAAAAUAAAUUGAACUGGGCUAGCCCAUGGACAGCCCACCCAGUUGACACCUCUACAAACUGAUGACUGUAAUUGGUUAUCAUAAAAUGAAAUUAGUUUAAUAAAAAGAAAUGUUAAGAGGAAUGGAAUAUGAAUAAAAUUGAAAUAAAUUUCAUUUGUUCAUGAUAAAAUUUGUAAUGGAAUGGUUUUCUUUGAAUUAUUAUUUUUGUGGAAUUGAUGGAAUGAGCAUUUCAAUGCAUUCAUUAUAAAUGGAAAUUUUUUUUAUGGAAUCUUUGAUCCAAAAUAGUGUAUCGAAUGAAUGGAAUAAAACAUUUCACAUUAUUUCAUUCUGAAAAUUGAAAAUUCAAUUACAGCCAAAAUAUUUUAAAUACCGUAUACAUCAGUUAUAACAGUCAACCAGAUAUAUCGAUAAACCAAUCGAUUAACAUAUAAUAAUAUAGCUAUUUUGUAUACUACACAAUUUUGAUUUGAUUAUUUUAUUGUUAAAUGUACUAUUAAAACAAAAAUUUCUGGUUUUGUUAAUUUUAAAUAAAAUAUUUUAUUGAUACACCUAUUUUAUCGAUUUUACUAAAUGAUAAUAUUCUAUUUUUGUUUGUUGAUCGAAAAAAAUCUAUUUUAGUUUUGUAGAGAAACAAUUUAGUGAUUUUUUUACUUUUUAUGUCAUAUAAAACCCGUUAAGUAAUUUUUGAUUAUGAUUUUCCGAUAUAACUUGUAGUUAUGACUUACAUAGAAAAUAAAGUGUGUUGUAUUUGCGUCAUUUUAAUAAGGGUAUUAGCACAAAUAUUUAAGAUUUGCGGAAUAUACUUAAGAUAUCACUUGAAAAUUUCAUCUAAAGUGAGUUAAAUAAUCUAAAUCUGCCAUUAAAUUAAGCCAACCUAUGUGUUUUACAAUCGUCUUAAGUAAAUCCGCACACUCCCUCCGAUUCAAAGAUGACCUUUUACUUUUUUUUACCAACAAUAUAGCUUUUAUAUUUAUAGUUUGAUUAAAAAAAUUUGACCAUCUCCGAUCCAAUACUAAAACUCUAUAUUAGUGUGAUUUUGACACAAAAACCUUCACUAUACCAACACUAAAAAAAAUAUCAUUUUAGUAUAAUACUAUAAUUUCACAUCAAAUUUGGUGUAACACUAUUCACCACACUAAAACACUAUUUACUCCAAUAAAACACUAUUUACUUAUUUUAUUAAUAAAAUAAACAAUUAAAUAAAUGACAAAUAAACAUAAAUAUAUAUAAUACUAUAAAAUAAUUUUUAGUGUAAAAUUUAGUGUUGUGAUUGGAGAAUAACUUUUUUAGUGCUGAAACUACACUAAAAUGACUUUUUACUUAUUAUCAAUAAUAUAGCUUUUGUAUUUAUAAUUUGAUUAAAAAUAUUAUAUUUAUAAUUUUGAGCAUUUAAACAAAAAAUCUUCUACAUUUUUUCCGACUAAAAUUUCAUUACUUAUAUCAAAUUAACUUUUGGCUCAAAAAAAAUAUCAAAUUAACAAAAUUAAAGUCAUAAAGAAUAAUGGAGCGUAAAUUAUUACACAAACAGAUAGAUACAUGACUCAUAUGCUAGAAAAAGGUAUUAAAAUCUUCUCCAUGUUGACGAAUCUUCAGCUUCUAAAUGAGACCCAAACUAAGACAGAGAUCAUUGGAAUGUGGACCAAACCAAAACUGGCAAGAAAUCCAAAUGACCAGUAUAAAACCCUAUCUGAGAGCACCCAGGCCUAAUCAUCUCAACAACAUUCAGUAACAAAGAUCUUCCCCCACUUUCGACAAUGCCUCCUCCCCCGAGAAACCCCGACCACCGUUCCCCGAAGAGGCCACGGUUCCCUCUUUCUCCUCCCGUCCCUGAAGAGGAGGAAGAAGAAGAAGACGACGAGUUCAGCGACGUUAGUGCCAAUGACGUGGAAGAUCGCAGCGACGAAAGUGCCGAUGACGAAGAAGACGACGUCGAAGUAGUCGCUGUCGUUACGGUAGCGGAGGCUCAGUCGAGAGGAUACCUUGGCAGCAGCAGCAGCAUCCCUAGCUCCCCCGUUAAGCUGAACAGCACUGAGAUUCUCGACUGUCCCACUUGCUUAGAGCCACUCAGGGGCCCCAUCUAUCAGUGUCAUAAUGGGCAUAUAACUUGUUCUCCGUGCCUCCCCAGAGUCUAUAAGCACUGCCCUGUCUGUAGGAUGCCCAUCGGUGACAUCAGAUGCAGAGCCAUGGAGAUGGUCAUUGAAUCAUCUGCUGUCCCCUGUCGUUACGCCAUGUACGGGUGUAAAGAAACCACGUUGUAUGGGGACCAAGCACAUGAGAAGGUGUGUCUAUACACCCGUUGCCAGUGCCCCGUAACGAACUGCAACUACGCCGGCGGCUACAAGGAGGUUGAGGCCCACGCUCGUCUUCUGCACUCUUGGGACGUGGAAGACCUCACCCCGUUCGUGUUCAACACCCCUCAGAUAUUUAGCAUCAACCUCGCUAGGACCAGUAGGGCAGUUUUUCAGGAAGAGAAGGAGGGCGAUAUGAUUGUGGUCCAGACUUUCAAAAGGACUAACGCUGGUCUUUGUGUGACCGUGAACCAUAUCGCGCCUUUGUCUCUUGGAUUGCCCAACCUCUCGUGCAGUAUAGCUAAGCUCAAUUCGUUUACGACGCUAAGGCUUGGGGUGAUGGUGAAGAGAAUCCAGAAUGUGAGAGAGCAGGAAGAACCCAGUGAGGACUUCUUGUUUAUUCCGGAUUAUAUGUUGAUUGAUAAUCACUUGAAGAUGCAGAUUUGCGUCGGAAGUGAAUUUAAGUAUGUUCAUAUCUGAGGAAGAUGUGAUGAUGAUUGCUCAUCUUGAAGAUGCAGAUUUGCUGGCAUGUGAUUUGCGCAACUCUUUUGACCUUAGUGUUUUAUUGCUUAUGAUUGUAGUGUUAAGCAAUGCUGUUUUAAUGUUAUACAUGGCCCUAGGCCAAUUUAAAAAUUAUGUCUUUUAUAUAAAAUUUAUCUAAUAUUAUAAACCAAUUAAAAUGCAAAAAUAAUUUAAAACUUCAUAAAAGUACUCUAAAAAGAAAGAUGAAUGAAAUGGUAUUUAUUUAUUUUAUAAAAAACUUAAAAUUUCAUUAACAAUAAAAUACACUCAACUGUUUAUAAGAACUAGUAAAUUUAAAACACUAAAAAUAUAGUUUUCUUACAUUUUUUCCUAUAAACCGUUCAAAAAUUCCGUAUUAUCAAAUAUUUUAAUCACAUUCAUUGAAAAAAAACUUUGUAAAACUUCAUGUGUGUUUUGAUAAUAUUAUUUUUUGAAAAAAACUAAGUAUUUCAAUAGGAUUUUUAACUUCUUAUGGUAUCAGAAAAUCUUAGUUCUAUAAAAAAAAUCAUCACCAAUUAUUAAUAAAUGUAUACUUUUGUUUUAAAAAUUAUAAAAUUUCAAACAUGAUUCUCUUAGGGCAUUAUAACUAAAAUUGCCUAAUAAAUAUUCUUCUAACUAUAAAGCUAUCAAUUUUAUUUAUCUUAUACAUUAAUAAAAAACAAACUAAAAUGUGUCGUUAAACUAGAUGCCCUAAUGGCCUAAUCAAUGGUUUGGGUGGCUUGCCCUCUGGAUCAGCCUUGAUGUUGAUGACCAUUUGUAAUGUUGGUUUAGAUGUGGGUUGGAGUUGGGGGUAGCAGAGCAAAACAGUGUUCCAUGCAGAAGCGCCAAACAUUGUUGCGCCGAGAAGUAGGGAUGUUAAAUCAAGAGUUUGAGCCUCUUUAAGACCUGGAAUUUGUAUACAAAUGGGUUAAACUAUGGUUAGCCCAACUUUUAAUGUGUUCUCUUUUGAUAUUCUGUUAAUGUUUUCUAAAAUAAGAAAGUUAUAUAAAUUUAUGUUUAAGUUGAUAAUUUAAUUUGCUUAGAUGAUAUAACUUGCAAGUGAAAAUCUGUUAACGUCAGAAUCACACGUAACAUAAAAUAUGUUGCAAGGAAAUAACAGAUUCAUAACCAAACUUAUAAAAACUGAGAUAAAAGAAACUAGAUGCAAGGAUCGCACACUAAAUAUAUGAUAAUCAAUAAAGAUUACAUAUUCCAUAGUAACGUCAUAUUCUUGAAACCAGGGAGGUCCUCCAACAUUAAACAAAGAUCCAAUGUGCACAUUACAGAUUUUUCAAAAGUGAAAGGAUCCAGCUUAUCAUAAGCUACCUCAAGCAUCUGCAACUUGAACCUCAACUGAUGUACACCAUUUAGAAGUAGGGCGUCUAUUACGUACCGGUUGAUUUGUUGAGGUUGUCUAGCUCGUGGAGCUCGACUAGCUUGCUGAGCUCCAAUUUGUGUUGAUUGGAUAGGUAGAGUGACGUCACUAAGAGCUUGUUCUUGACUUUCGAUGUCAUUAUUUAUUCGAAUUCAAACCAUUUUAACCUAAUCUACGAAAUUCAUUUAUUUAUUUUAUUUGUUAAUCCAUAUGUAUCCAAUUUUUCUAUCCAUUGUAUGGAUUGUAUAUAACUAAUGCAUUUACUUUUAUCCAUUUUGACAUUCCUUUCUUUAAUCAUUUAAAAAACUUAGCUGCUAUAGGUUUAUGUUUGUGCAAUUUUUUUUGUCAACUGUGCAAUUAUAUUUUAUGUAUUAUUUAUAUGAGAUUAAUAAAUGCCCUUAAUUCUUUUCUUCCUUACCGAGGCACGUCCCUGCUUGUUGACACAAAUGUGUGUUAGCCCUUUGUUUUGCGUAGAUGAUACAGAUAAAUGUAAUAAUUCAAACAUCAACCAUGUAUUUGUUAAGUUGUAGGAUAUGGAGAAUACAAACGCAACAAGACAACGAUAAAAGAGAAAAACAAGAAACAAUUUUGGAUAUUAAAAAAAAAAGGACAAGAGACAACACA
Brassica rapa (field mustard) is the source of this 5074-nucleotide messenger RNA. Its product is annotated as E3 ubiquitin-protein ligase SINA-like 5. Lineage: Eukaryota; Viridiplantae; Streptophyta; Magnoliopsida; Brassicales; Brassicaceae. Gene Ontology annotation, molecular function: zinc ion binding. The record is from RefSeq and is a predicted model, not a curated record.